Molecule: messenger RNA, 756 nt
Organism: Blastomyces gilchristii SLH14081
Lineage: Eukaryota; Fungi; Ascomycota; Eurotiomycetes; Onygenales; Ajellomycetaceae
Product: stearoyl-CoA desaturase (delta-9 desaturase)
Exons: 2
Coding region: 1-756 (251 amino acids)
Biological process (GO): unsaturated fatty acid biosynthetic process
Cellular component (GO): endoplasmic reticulum membrane
Molecular function (GO): iron ion binding; heme binding; stearoyl-CoA 9-desaturase activity
Source: RefSeq, a predicted model, not a curated record
AUGAUCAGGGGUUACUUGCAGCACCGCAAUAGGAUACCAUCAUCGCCCAUCGCCUCUGGGCCCACCGCUGUUACUCCGCCACACUCCCGCUCCGGAUCUGGCUGGCAGCCGCUGGUGGUGGUUCCGUCCAAGGCUCGAUCCUCUGGGCUCGGGGCCACCGAGCUCAUCAUCGCUAUACGGACACUGAAAAAGGACCCAUAUUCGCAGGCUACAUUCUGCGUGAACUCGCUGGCCCACUUGCUGGGCGAGCAGCCGUUUGAUGACCGCAAUUCACCGCGCGAUCAUGUUGUUACAGCCCUCGUCACGCUAGGCGAGGGCUAUCAUAACUUCCACCAUGAGUUCCCUUCCGACUACCGCAACGCGAUCGAAUGGCACCAGUAUUAUCCUACCAAAUGGACAAUCUGGCUCUGGAAACAAGUCGGUCUCGCCCAUCAUCUGAAACAAUUCCGUGCCAAUGAGAUUGAAAGGGGGCGCCUGCAACAGCUGCAACAGCUGCAACAGCUGCAGAAGCAAGUAGAUAGGAGACGGAUCCAGUUGGACUGGGGGCGGUCUCUCGAGGAGCUGCCGGUCAUGGAGUGGGAGGAGUAUGUCGAUCGGGCCAAGAAGCGUGGCCUCGUUGCCAUUGCUGGGCUUGUUCAUGAUGUGACUGGGUUCAUUAAGGAGCAUCCCGGCGGCAAGGCGAUGAUCCAGUCGGGGAUCGGCAAGGAUGCCACGGCUAUUUUUAAUGGAGGCGUAUACAAUCAUUCUACGGAGUAA